UUCCGGUGAGGCAUCAAUCCAUCCGAGGCCUGUGAGAAAGCUAGUGUAAACGGAGUAAAACACGUCGACAAACUCAUCGAAGCGACUCAGCAGGUCAUCAUGGCGUCCAGCAGUACGAGCAGUGAAGAAGAGCGGAGCUUGCGGGAGUGUGAGCGCUACGUGCAGAAGCACAACAUCCAGCAGCUGCUGAAGGACUGCAUUGUGCAGCUGUGCACUAACAGGCCUGAAAGACCCAUGGCUUUCCUCCGAGAGUACUUCGAGAGGCUUGAGAAGGAGGAAGCUAAACAACUCAUCAGUCAGCAGAAGUCAAGCUCUCGCUCAGACUCCCGUGAAGAUGAGGUUUCUCCUCCCAUGAACCCUGUGGUUAAGGGCCGACGGCGCCGCGGUGCCAUCAGUGCAGAGGUCUACACUGAGGAAGACGCAGCGUCUUAUGUCAGAAAGGUUAUUCCUAAAGAUUAUAAAACUAUGGCUGCUCUUGCUAAAGCGAUUGAAAAGAAUGUGCUUUUUGCUCAUCUUGACGACAAUGAAAGAAGUGACAUAUUUGACGCCAUGUUCUCAGUCACUUACAUUGCAGGAGAGACUGUGAUUCAACAAGGGGAUGAGGGUGACAAUUUUUAUGUUAUUGACCAAGGUGAAAUGGAUGUGUACGUCAACAAUGAGUGGGUGACCAGUAUUGGAGAAGGUGGCAGUUUUGGUGAGCUGGCUUUGAUCUACGGCACUCCCAGAGCAGCCACUGUCAGAGCAAAGACCAACGUCAAGCUGUGGGGAAUCGACAGAGACAGCUACAGGAGAAUACUCAUGGGAAGUACUCUGAGAAAGAGAAAAAUGUAUGAGGAAUUCCUUAGCAAGGUCUCCAUUUUGGAGUCUCUGGAUAAAUGGGAACGGUUGACAGUUGCUGAUGCCCUCGAGACGGUCCAGUUUGAAGAUGGCCAGAAGAUUGUUGUGCAGGGUCAACCAGGAGAUGAAUUUUUCAUUAUUCUUGAGGGUUCGGCAGCAGUCCUGCAGCGGCGGUCGGAGAAUGAGGAAUUUGUAGAGGUUGGAAGACUUGCACCAUCUGACUACUUUGGUGAGAUCGCACUGCUCAUGAACCGGCCUCGUGCCGCCACCGUGGUUGCUCGCGGCCCGCUGAAGUGUGUAAAAUUGGACCGUCCCCGGUUCGAGCGCGUGCUCGGCCCCUGCUCAGAUAUCCUGAAGCGAAACAUACAGCAGUACAACAGCUUCGUGUCUCUGUCGGUCUGAGGCGCACUAGGCUCUUUCCUCCUCUAUUGCAGGGUCCACCAAUGCAAAUCAGCUUUAUUUUCUUACUUUUCUUUAUGCAUUUUCCAACACCCAGGUGCCCAUUCACUUCAGUGUUCUCUCUCUCUCUCUCUCUCUCUCUCUCUCUCUAUCUGUUUUUUCGAUUCGUGCCGUACCCUGUCGCGUUCGUAUCCAUCGUAGAUUUACCAUAAGGCUGAUUGUUAGUUUUGCCUGAGAAACGAGCCAAUCAUUGUGCCACAGAUGCCUGUCAUGUGACUAACUAACAAGGUCUGUCGGGAUUGUCUCUUUCCUCCAAAUUGCUUCACCUUUCUGUAUAACAGUGUUUCGAAUGGAAGGAAAUCAGUGGCAGGGUUGACAGUCAUGUAGUCUAUCUAUUCAGUAUAUGAUGAUGUAUCUUAAUUGAGGCAUCGAGUUUCAGAUUCUGUUUUCCCGCGUUCAUUUCAAGCAUUUGAGUAUAGGGAAGCCAAAGGCAUAAAUCCAUGUGUGUUAUGUUGUUUUCUUGUGGGUACUGAAGUUAAAAUGUCACCAUGUUUAUCGUGGUGAUUAGCUUUGCUCUUUUAUUGUUAUAGCUGCACAUAUAUAGUGUAUGUAAAUGAUUAUAUAUUAGAAGUAAAUGACCAUAACCAUAUUUUUUUGCACAGUUUUGAUAUAUAUAUAUAUAUAUAUAUAUAUAUAUAAACACUUUAUAUGUGCCUGCUGUUUUUCAUUGUGGCAUUUGAUCCCAUUUCAUUGGACUUUUUCAUUUUCUGUUGUUUGUUUUGUUCUUUUCCUUCAUGCUACACACAGGCUUGCACUGGACUCUUAUGUAGAGCACACCAGGAUUAGACAAAUCUCCUUUUAAAGUUCAAUUUUGUUUCACAUUUUCUCCCAUCUGAAAUGCCACCUGCUGCAAAUGCUUUUAUUUGUUUGUUUCCCCCACAAAAAGGUGAUGUUAUCUUGUAUUCAACAUUGUGUUUAAGUACAGAAAAAAAAGUACUCAUUUAAGUACUCAUUUUUGGUUUUGUUAAUUGUUAAGAAGAGUUACAGAAAUGUAAUGGUUAAUGAAAUCUGACAGAGUAUGUGAGGAUCCUCCUCGACAGGAAGUGACCACUUGGUGACCUCUUUAGCCAAGUGAAGAUCCCAUUAGGUUUUCUUUCUCGAUGAGAGUGUAUGUGAACUGUUUUGAAAUCCCAAAUGUCCCCCCCCCCCCCACCCCCCUCCUUUCUUUCAUAAUUUAAACUGAAAUAAUUUGGUUUAUCAACAGGGCAGGAAUAAGAAAAAUAGUUUUCAAAUGAUCAGUGUCCUUUUUUUGAUUGAGAUUUAGAUGAUUCUCCUUAGUUAAAUCCAAGUCUUAAAACAGGGACAGUAUUUACCGCUUGUGUUGAGUUCAUGGUGUCUGUAUGCCAUGAGGGUUAGGAUCCAUCAAAUGAUUGGAAUAGAUCUGCGAUCCGCUACUGCCACCAUCUUAAUCUCUUAUCAGAUAUUGUUCUUGGGGUUCUCCGAGUUGUGUUGUAUGAUUUUACUGGGUGGUACAAUAGUGUUAACUGUUGCUGAAGGUAGAUUUUAAAUAGUCACACAGAGAUAUUCUUGUAUUAUUUGAAAACAGUUGAUGUGAAUUUUAAAUUUGUGUAUUUUUGUUUUCCACAC
Messenger RNA from Sinocyclocheilus anshuiensis, 2883 nucleotides. RefSeq names its product cAMP-dependent protein kinase type I-alpha regulatory subunit. The record is from RefSeq and is a predicted model, not a curated record. The transcript is spliced from 11 exons. Gene Ontology annotation, cellular component: cAMP-dependent protein kinase complex; cytosol. Gene Ontology annotation, biological process: negative regulation of cAMP-dependent protein kinase activity. Gene Ontology annotation, molecular function: cAMP-dependent protein kinase inhibitor activity; cAMP binding; protein kinase A catalytic subunit binding. The coding region runs from base 100 to 1239 and encodes 379 amino acids. NCBI's taxonomy places the organism in Eukaryota, Metazoa, Chordata, Actinopteri, Cypriniformes, Cyprinidae.